Molecule: messenger RNA, 5328 nt
Organism: Lethenteron reissneri (Far Eastern brook lamprey)
Lineage: Eukaryota; Metazoa; Chordata; Hyperoartia; Petromyzontiformes; Petromyzontidae
Product: paternally-expressed gene 3 protein-like
Biological process (GO): bone development; articular cartilage development
Cellular component (GO): extracellular matrix
Molecular function (GO): protein binding
Source: RefSeq, a predicted model, not a curated record
AACAGUGGGCACCGCACGGCUUUUUUAGAGGGGACCUCAUCUCGCUUAUCUUCAAAUAAUUUCCCCGUCCUCUCCGACGACGCAGCUCAACACACGGCGAAGAUGGGACCACAGUCCGCGGCGGUGAUGGCAAUGGUGGUGGUGGUGGCGAUGGUGGCGAUGGCGCCGGUGAUGGUGGUGGUGGCGGCUCCCCUCGAACGCGAGGGGGACAUAGACGUUGGCACUGCGAGCUACGAGGACGACCUGGGUCUGGAGAUCACUCUCCCACAAGGAACCAACUCUGAUGAGGUCGACAUUUACGAGACUGAAGAAACGCCACUAACAUACGAGGCAGAAGAAACACCAGACACGUAUGAGACUGAAGAAACUCAAGUGCCUGAAGAAACACCAGACACGUAUGAGACUGAAGAAACGCAAUUGGCUGAAGAAACACCAGACACGUAUGAGACUGAAGAAACACAACUGGCUGAAGAAACACCAGACACGUAUGAGACUGAAGAAACACAACUGGCCGAAGAAACGUCAGACACUUACGAGACUGAAGAAGCAUCAGAUACUUACGAGGCUGAAGAAACGCAAGUUCCUGAAGAAACACCGGACACUUACAAGACUGAAGAAACGCAAGUUCCUGAAGAAACACCGGACACUUACAAGACUGAAGAAACACCAGACACGUACGAGACUGAAGAAACACCGGACACUUACAAGACUGAAGAAACACCAGACACGUACGAGACUGAAGAAACACUGGACACUUACAAGACUGAAGAAACGCAAGUUCCUGAAGAAACACCGGACACUUACAAGACUGAAGAAACGCAAGUUCCUGAAGAAACACCGGACACUUACAAGACUGAAGAAACACCAGACACGUACGAGACUGAAGAAACACCGGACACUUACAAGACUGAAGAAACACCAGACACGUACGAGACUGAAGAAACACCAGACACGUACGAGACUGAAGAAACGCAACUGGCUGAAGAAACGUCAGACACGUACGAGACUGAAGAAGCGCCACUAACAUACGAGGCAGAAGAAACACCAGACACUUACGAGACUGAAGAAACGCAAUUGACCGAAGAUUCUUCAGUCCUGUAUGGGGCAGAAGAAACGCAUGAGCCAGAAGAAGUACACGAGACUGAAGAAACGCCAGACACUUACGAGACUGAAGAAACGCAAGUGCCUGAAGAAUCUUCCGUUUCACACGAGGCAGAAGAAACACACGAGCCAUCGGUCUCGCAUGCAGAAGAAGAAUCACCGGACAGUUACGAGAUUGAAAUACAUCAAACCGAAGAAAUUCAUGCAACUCCAGACACGGACGAGACCUACUUGGCAGAAGAAGCACAUGAAAAUCAAGAAACGUCAGAUGCACAUGAAACGCACGAGACUGAAGAAACCCACGAGGCAGAAGAAACCCCUUACUCAUUUGAGACGGAAGAAACACACGAGGCAGAAGAAACCCCAUACUCCUCUGCGACUGAAGAAACACACGAGACGGAAGAGCCACAUGAGACUGAACAAACCCCUUACUCAUAUGAGACCGAAGAGACGCACGAAACUGAAGAAACCCCGUACACCGACGAGACUGACGAAACACACGAGACUGAAGAAACCCCGUACACCGACGAGACUGACGAAACGCACGAGACUGAAGAAACCCCGUACACCGACGAGACUGACGAAACGCACGAGACUGAAGAAACCCCAUACACCGACGAGACUGACGAAACACACGAGACUGAAGAAACUACGUACACCGACGAGACUGACGAAACGCACGAGACUGAAGAAACUACGUACACCGACGAGACUGACGAAACACACGAGACUGAAGAAACUACGUACACCGACGAGACUGACGAAACGCACGAGACUGAAGAAAUCCCGUACACCGACGAGACCGAAGAGACGCACGAGACGGAGGAGACCCCUUACACCGACGAGACGGAGGAAACACACGAAACCGAAGAGACACACCACACCGAAGAAACCCCUUACACCUACGAAACCGAAGAAACACACGAGACUGAAGAAACACACCAGACGGAAGAAACACACGAGACGGAGGAAACCCCGUACACCUACGAGACGGAGGAAACGCACGAAACUGAAGAAACGCACAAAACUGAAGAAACACACGAGACUGAAGAAACACACCACACCGAAGAAACCCCGUACACCUACGAGACGGAAGAAACGCACGAGACGGAGGAGACCCCUUACACCUAUGAGACAGAGGAAACGCACGAAACUGAAGAAACGCACGUAACUGAAGAUACACACGAGACUGAAGAAACACACCACACCGAAGAAACCCCGUACACCUACGAGACGGAAGAAACGCACGAGGCGGAGGAGACCCCGUACACCUACGAGACGGAGGAGACGCAGGGCCCGUCGGGCGGCUCGACGGACGUGCCGAGCGUGUACGACACCACGUACAGCGACACGCGCGCCGCCCCCUUCGAGGGCGGCGAGGACGGCUCAGGGGAGGACGACAGCAGCCUCGGGGAGAGCCCCCACCGCAGCGGGACCCGCACGGGGGCCCCCGCGGUGCCCGGCACCCCCCCCGGAGGCGCCGCCACGGACCUGGGCCGCCAGGUGCUACCCCAAGACAUGCCCACGUGCCUGCUGUGCUCGUGCGUGCACGGCUCGGUCUACUGCGACGACCUGGAGUUGGACAGCGUGCCGCCGCUGCCCAAGGACACCGUCUACCUCUACGCACGCUUCAACAAGAUCCGCACGCUGCGCAAGAAAGACCUCACCGGCUACGCCCAGCUGAAACGCGUCGACCUCUCGAGUAACGGCCUCACGUCCGUGGAGGCUGGCGCUCUUGCCCAGCUGCCCGCGCUUGAGGAGGUGCUGCUGGCGGGGAACGAGUUGGUCGCCCUACCGGAGCUGCCGCCCGCCACUCGGCGCCUCGACGCACGUCAGAACCACGUGACCAGCAAGGGCGUGGCGGCGGACAUGUUCGAGAAGAUGAAGCAGCUCGAAUACCUCUACCUGUCGGACAAUCAGCUCGACUUCAUCCCCGUGCCUCUUCCCGACAGCCUGCGUGUGCUACACCUACAGAACAACAACAUCCAGCAGAUUCGAGAGGACACAUUCUGCAAGCCCAAGGAGCUGAGCUAUUUCCGUAAAGCCCUUGAGGACGUCCGGCUCGACGGGAACCCCAUCAACCUGAGCGACGCACCUGAAGCCUACACUUGUCUGCCACGCAUACCCACGGGGACCACCUUCUAGGGAAGAAUUGGCAGGACCCACACAGUGGGAUCGGAACGGAUUGGGAUGAUAGCUCGUGACAUUGUGGGAUGAAACUGGAAUUGCGAUUAGAUUUAAUGGGAUGCAAUUGGGUUUAAUAAGAUUGUAUGGGAUGAAAUUGGGAUUUAAUGGGAUAUUAUGGCAUGAGGUUUCAUAACAUUUAAUUAUUCUGGGAUUGGAGUGAAAUUUUACGAGAAACAAUGGGAAUUUGUGGGAUUGCAUGGGAUAAAAUUGGGAUGGAAUGAUAUUUUAUGGGAUGCAAUGGGAUUCCUUGGGAUGGAGUAAUAUUUCGUGAUAUUUUAUCGGAUGGGAUUUCAUGAAAUUCAAUUAGGUGAGAUUCGAAUUGCGACUAUGGGACGCAGUGGAAUGUAUUGGGGUUUAUGGAAUUGUGACGGAUGAGAUGCGAUUUCAUGAUAUGGGAUCUCAUUCGAACAUCAUGCAAUUUGGAUGGGAAUGAUUUUGACUUUUUAUGGAAUUUAUUAAGAUUGUAUGGCCUGAAAUUGGGAUGCAAUUGAAUUUUAUGAUGAAAAAAGGAAUUGUAAUAACGUGAAAUAGUAUUAGAAUGCUAACAGACGCGAUCGUAUGUGGUCAGGUGGAAUUAUAUAGGAAGACAUUUUUUUGGAAAGGUGUGUUAUUGGAUCGAGAGGUGACAAAAAUGUUCAAGGAUGGAAUGAAAAUGUCAUGGUAGUUUGGACUUGGAAACCCAAUACAUCCCAAUGGGGAAUGAUGUUACAUACACGGCUGCCUGCUGGAAAAGGCAAGCACACACAAACACACACACGCGCGUGCACAUUUAUAUAUACACUCGGAACAUGGUCCCCAUUUUCGGAUUAAUCCGAAAAUUUCUAAAAUAUGGCCUAGAUACGAGAUUUAGGGCGUAACAAAAUGUUGAGUUUUUGGAAUUUAUGGAAAACGUGACGUCACCGGAAGUGACAUCACUUCCCUGGUGUCACGUGCAUUUCUAUCCAUUCCAAAUAUUGGCUGCGUGACGCCACUCCACUUUUGGUUUAAUUGUUACCAUUCAAGAGCUUGCGCAUUAUUGUUUUGCUGAUGGAACUUCACGUUAUGAAAUGACAGUGAUUAUUAACAUAUAGACAGUUUGAAAUUAUCGCAUUCUGUACGUGAGCAAAGAAAGCUGCUAACAUCUAAAAUUACAUUAAAAAAAUACAAUACAAAAAAUCCGAAUUUGGGCUGAACCAAUCCCUAAUAUAAACAUAAACACAAACCACACAGACAUAUGCACAAUUAGUACACACACACAUUAUCGACAAAUGGAAAGAUCCCUCGUGUAGUCUACACAGACUGUGCUGUUAGCGAGCACCUAUGAAGGCUGGCACGGCGCACCUAUGCUGAGGUGGUGUGGCCAGAAACCACGAUCAGCCACCUUCAACUUGAUUGCGCAUCGAAAUAAGUACUGCACCAGGUACUCAUUGAAGGCUGAGUCAACCUAGGGGAGGCCCAGGACUGGUUCAGAUAUCACUGAUGUUGACCGUGGGCGGGACUCUAACCCAGGUCGCUGGGUUCAUAGCGCAGUGCGCUAACCGCUACAGGGACUCCUCUACUUCGAGUUCGUUUCCAGUGGUCUGUUCACAAGUCGAUCUGUUCAUAAGUUCAACUUUACUCCUUUUGAUUCCAAACACGUUGUACGGCGUGCACACUAAACACGGGGAAUGGCUUUAAAAGUUGUAUACUCUCCUGUAGACGGAGAUGCCACCGGUUCUUAAUGUCCUGCAGAUGUCUAUGCCACCACUGCCAUCUAUUGCGCGGCGGUUGAACUUACGACUCUCGGUCUGAACAUGCAACUGGACAUACGUACCAGGUUUGUUCGUAUCUCUGAAAGUUGUAAGUCUAAUGUUCGUAAGUAGAGGAGUGCAUGUACACUACUGCUCCCACACACAUACAUCACACACCGGUACACGCGCAGAUACACUGUAGAUAUAGGCACUCGCAUAAAGUAUUUUAUAACUUGUUCGUGUUCAUCUCAUUACUCUUUUGGAGGCGCAUUUGCUUUUAAACAAAGCCAUCACUAUCGCUGCUAUUUGCCCCCUAAUUCAACACAGUCUG